GUACGCUUUACACACUACCUAGUAAUCCCGCCCUUAUGCCCCCCGUCUGCGUCUGCAUCUGCGUGUCGCAUGUCUCUCCCUUUUACAACCAUCAUCAUCAUCAAUCGACUUUUCCAUCCAUCGAUCCUCACGCCAUCUCUUCCCUAGUCUCUCUUCUUCAAUACCCACUCUCCUUAAUAGACUAGGAAAUUCAUUCCUGUCCCUAUUUUUUCUUCUUUUUUAUCUUCGAACGAAAUACUUCCUGCGACGACAAUAUUUUCCUUCACGAGCCGAAACCCAUCACAUCCGACUUCCGAUUACUCCUUUUUAUCUGUUUCAUUUUGAUUUCGUACUCUGAACGAUGUCUGGACGUUACGAACGGGUUAAUACCCAGGAUGACGAGCCAGAUGCUCCUCGUGCACCCACUUUAUUGCGACGACCACAAUCUAUACCCAACUCUCCCCCGCCCUCGUUUCGUUCGCGAAGUUCCUCCUUCGAGCGGAGAAGGCAAAACGUGGAUCCUACCUUAGCUGACGCGUUCGAUACCGACGAUGAAAGUGAUGACGAACCCGAUGACAGGCAACGAUUAGUUCGACAGAGCUCGUUUCCAAUUUCCAACAAUUCUACUAGCCGAAACUCGAAUGGAGGGGAUGCGAGGUCAUCCAUUCCUAGUGGACAACCAGCACAACCACAAUUUCCGUCGAGCGGCGCCAAUUCUCAGCAAGCCGGUUCUAGGGUAUAUGGAGGUGGAAUCCAAUCCGAUGGAGUCUUUUCCAAUAUGACGGCCCGACCGGAGAGGGGAGAGAAGAUUGUGGAAGAGGCACCUCCCACAUACGAACAAGCAGCAGCUGACGCCGCGCCGCCUUACUGGGAAACUACGAUUCUAGCACCCGGUCUUGGUGGCCCCGAUGAUGUGUACAUAGAUGGAAUGCCCGUCGGUUCGAUAUUCAGUUUCAUCUGGAACGGCAUGAUCAGCAUGUCGUUUCAGCUUGUGGGCUUCCUGCUUACGUAUCUAUUACAUUCGACUCACGCAGCCAAGAACGGUUCUCGCGCCGGACUCGGUAUUACACUUAUCCAAUACGGUUUCUACAUGAAAGGAUCGUCUGCCAACUCCGGGGGUAUGGGUGGUGCGCCUACCGAUGGAUACGCGCAGCCUCCGGAUCCGAACAGCCACGACUUCGACCCCAAUGCCGUGAGCCAAAGUAACGGAGACGGUUCAAGCUUGGGCGAUCUUGCUAGCAGCGAAUGGGUGGCGUAUUUACUUAUGAUCGUGGGCUGGUUCAUCUUAAUUCGGGCGGUUAGCGAUUACAUUAAGGCUAGGAAGCACGAGCAACUAGUCCUCCAGAGCCCAGAUAGAGGUCUGGGUAUACCGAUUAUCGCGGAGGGCGAAAGAGCGGAGACGGUUGUUUAAUACCAUGUCACACUGAAAUUCCUGUCUAUUGAGCCGAUGGUUUAUUGUCAAGCCAAUAAAACGCAUACGAUUAUCAUAUCACUUUCACUUGGAUCGAGGAGUGAUUUGGAGCAUAAGGGCGGUCCUCUUAAAUUAAGGUGUAUUAGGUGUUAGGGCAUGGUAAUUUAUUUGCGAGAGGGUAUCCAUAUGGAUAUUCGUGGUCUCGUGGAUCGUGGAUCAUUGAUUCAAGCGAGGCAUCUCGAGCGACUGAGCUAGAUAAAUGUGAUAUUAUUGUACUCGUAUUUGUCACCUUUAAUUUUUCAUGCAGUCGAGGACUUGAAUAUAAUCCUGUAUGAGUUUAGUUGCACCUUGCGUUCCGAGACAGGCCGACCUCGGUCUCGAGGCUUGCUAGUCUGCAAUUCCUGUAGUGCUAGCCAUUGUAGAUCUAUGGAUACCUG
This is a messenger RNA of Annulohypoxylon maeteangense, 1827 nucleotides long. RefSeq lists its product as uncharacterized. The transcript has 2 exons. Gene Ontology annotation, biological process: vacuolar transport; ubiquitin-dependent protein catabolic process; metal ion transport. Lineage: Eukaryota; Fungi; Ascomycota; Sordariomycetes; Xylariales; Hypoxylaceae. The record is from RefSeq and is a predicted model, not a curated record. Gene Ontology annotation, cellular component: endoplasmic reticulum; perinuclear region of cytoplasm; Golgi apparatus. Bases 341 to 1390 code for a protein of 349 amino acids.